CUAAAUAAGCUGGGACGAGGGGCCUCAAAACAUGUCAAGAGAGAGCAACUUUCAAUGUUUAGAAUGAAUCAUAAUUAAAAAUAGUCUAUUCAAAGGCAAACUGAAGUUAAAGUCUCAGCGUUUAAUUACAUGGUUUGGGAAAUGUAUGCUGCUUGAUCAUAUGUAACCUUAAAUAAAUGUCCUGAUGAAGCUAUGUAGGAUCAAAAUAUAGCAGCAGCUUUUUUAACAGAGGGCUAACUCUAACCAUUAGCUUGUAGCUUACAAUAUGUCUGACGAGAAAUGCUCGGUGGAGAAGGUGAACGAGAUGGAGGAUGUAAUAGCUCAGAUGGAUAACCACACUCAGCAGGAGCUGGCUGAGCUGUUUGUGAGAUACAACGUCAAGUCUCCCUCCACAGGAAACAACCUCACACCUCCAAUCUCCUUCAACCUGAUGUUUCAGACGUCCAUUGGGCCAGGAGGCAAUGUGCCUGGCUAUCUGAGGCCUGAAACAGCUCAGGGAAUGUUCCUCAACUUCAAGCGUUUACUGGAGUCUAACCAGGGAAAACUGCCCUUUGCUGCUGCUCAGAUAGGAAACUCCUUCAGGAAUGAAAUCUCUCCUCACUCUGGACUCUUCCGUGUUAGAGAGAGCACCGUGGCUGAGAUUGAGCACUUUGUGGAUCCAAAAGAGAAGGUCCACCCUAAUUUCUCCAAUGUGGCUGACCUGGAGGUCAUGUUGUUCUCCUCGAAGGCUCAGACCAGCGGACAGUCCGCACAGAUCAUGAGGCUGGGUGAUGCUGUGGAGCAGGGAGUGAUCAACAAUUCCGUGCUGGGUUACUUCUUUGGAAGGAUCUACCUGUAUCUGAUUAAAGUGGGGCUCUCCAAAGAUAAGGUGCGCUUCCGUCAGCACAUGGAAAACGAGAUGGCUCACUACGCAUGUGACUGUUGGGAUGCAGAGUCCAAAACCUCCCAUGGUUGGAUAGAAAUUUUGGGCUGUGCAGAUCGCUCCUGUUAUGACCUCUAAUGUCAUUCCAGAGCCACCAAAGUCCCUCUAGUGGCAGAAAAGCCUUUGAAAGAACCAGUAUCCUUCUUAGUAAAUUUCAUUCAGUUUGAACCCAACAAAGGAGCCGUAGGGGUUGCCUACAAGAAAGAUGCCAAGUUGGUCCUGGAGUACCUUGCUGUCCGUGACGAAUGCUACAUCAGUGAUCAGGAGAAGCUUCUCAGUGACCCUGGGGAGUUCAGCUUUGAGACAGAGGGCAAAACGUUCAGACUGACCAAAGACAUGGUCAGGUUGAAGAGGUUCCAGAAAACCUUGCAUGUGGAGGAGAUUGUUCCCAAUGUAAUUGAGCCCUCGUUUGGCAUCGGCAGAAUCGUGUACUCCAUCUCCGAGCAUUCGUUUCAUAUCCGCAAGGGAGAUGAUCAGAGGAAGUAUUUCAGCUUCCCUGCUACUGUAGCUCCAUAUAAUUGUUCCAUCCUGCCUUUGAGCCAAAACCAGGAGUUUAUGCUAUUUGUCUGCCAGUUGUCUGAGGCAAUGACCAAAAACGGUUUGUCUCACAAGGUGGACGACUCCUCAGGAUCCAUUGGACGGCGCUACGCCAGGUCAGAUGAGAUCGGAGUGGCGUUUGGCAUCACCAUCGACUUUGACACAGUGAACAAGACGCCUCACACAGCCACUCUGAGAGACCGAGACUCAAUGACGCAGAUCAGGGCCAGGGUCACUAGGAUACCAGGGAUGGUUCGAGAGCUGGCAAACGGCACCUUGACGUGGGCUGAGGUGGAGCGCAAGCACCCCAUAUUUGAAGGACAGGAGACAAGCAAGAAGGAGAAACCUAACUGGGACUCCUCUACUCUAAGCACAGGGACCAUAUUGUCAAUAAAGAUUUUGCAUUUAGCUGUAAUCAUUUUUUGAAACAGAAGGUUUACUGGCUUAAAACGUGUGAGGUGUGAAAAAUGAAUAUCUUUAUGCAGACAUAUAUUAUCUAUAAAGAUCAAGUAUGCAGCAGCAUCUGGGGAUUCAAAUGAGUCACAUCGACUGAAGGAAUCCUACUCACAAAUAUGCUGGUGGGUUAACGCAGUCCUCUGUGGCCUCCUACCUAAAACAGUAUUGUCACAUCAGCAUCUCUCUUUACAACUCCCUAUGGAUGUGGGGCAUUGA
Xiphias gladius (swordfish) is the source of this 2131-nucleotide messenger RNA. Its product is annotated as glycine--tRNA ligase-like. Gene Ontology annotation, molecular function: glycine-tRNA ligase activity; ATP binding. The transcript has 12 exons. NCBI's taxonomy places the organism in Eukaryota, Metazoa, Chordata, Actinopteri, Istiophoriformes, Xiphiidae. Gene Ontology annotation, biological process: mitochondrial glycyl-tRNA aminoacylation. The record is from RefSeq and is a predicted model, not a curated record. Gene Ontology annotation, cellular component: mitochondrion; cytoplasm.